Purpureocillium lilacinum is the source of this 792-nucleotide messenger RNA. RefSeq lists its product as uncharacterized. Lineage: Eukaryota; Fungi; Ascomycota; Sordariomycetes; Hypocreales; Ophiocordycipitaceae. The record is from RefSeq and is a predicted model, not a curated record.
AUGAUGGUGCAGCAGGGAGCCGGACUGCAAUCUCCCCACAACGCCGCCGCCUUGUACCCCGGCGUCCCCGUCGCCGCCGCUACGCCAACACCAGCGGCGGUGGUGCCUCAGACAGCGACAGCGACAGCGCCGCCCAGCGACGACGCAGAGCCGCCUGCGCAUGCCGGUCGCAAGAGAAAGGCCGACGCCCACGACAACAACGAGCGGCUGUCCAAGCGACUGAGCCUGCUGAAUCUCGAGCAGAAUGGGUCCAAACUUUACGUCCCCGUCGAGUCCGCCAUGGCGGCGGCGGCGGCGGCGGGUGAUCGACUCGGCCCCGCGACCGCCGCCCUCACCAACAGCGGCAGCGCCCACGCCAGCUACGAGGCCGACGACGUGAUGCACGUCGACGACACGAAGCACAAGGUUUACAUCUACAAUAUCGACGAUGAGCUCUCCUCCUCCGACAACGAAAGCGACGAUGGCAAGCUCGUCUUCCUGCCCGACAUCGAGAAGCACCUGCGCCAGAACCGCAUCCCGCCCCACGUCCUCGUCAACAGCGAUGGCGAGCUCGCCGGCAUGCAGAUGGUGCUCUAUAGCGACCCGAGAUCCCUCUCCGUGCCCGAGGAGAAGGACGGCGUGCGCAAGGCCAUCAUCGAGUCGCGACGUCGAGUGCGAGAGCGCCAGCGGCAGGAGCGGGAAGGCGUUACCAUGACCGACGACAGCCCUUCCACACCCUCGGCGGUACAAAUGGACGCGAUGCAAGACACCGCCGCCCCCGACGAUGACGACGACGUGAUGGACAUGGACUAA